AGCAGACAUCGCAUAAAGGAAAAGCGGCGAGGAUAACAACCUGCAAGAACGACCCUCCGCUCACCGUUGAUGAGGGAACAUGUCCGUAAUUGAUACUUUGGCCUGGUUUCAGCCAGAGAUCGGCCCUCGCUUGAAGCCAAGCAUCGAGUUUGUCUUCCGUCAAUGGAGUGGCCUAACGGGCGAGGAAUUGGAAUCGCAUUUACAUCGAAUCCGCGAGCAAGCAUGGCCACUGGGAGAGUUUCCGUGCAUCGGUCUCUGGAUGUUCCUGCUCCCGGGCAUCGCGGCCUUUCCCCAAUUUCCUACUAUCCUCGAAACAGUCCGACGGCCUCGGGCCAAAAUCCUGGAUCUCGGAUGUGGACUGGGCCAGGAUCUGCGACUACUGGCCGCGCAUGGCGUUUCGACCGAUCGCAUGUGGGCGUUGGACAUCGAGCCCCAUCUGUGGAAGCUGGGCUACGAGCUAUUUCGCGACGAGGGGCGCAUGCAAGCCUUGUUCAUUCAUGCCGACUUCCUAAAAGUGAAUAUCGCUGGUGAUGACCGAUUUUCCCCGCUGAGGGGGCAGGUAGACCUGGUGCUAGCGUCGCAAUUCCUGCACCUAUUUGACUGGGAAGGCCAGUUGGCGGCGAAUAAGCGGAUAGUUGGUUUGUCUAAGCCAGGAACCAUGCUCGUGGGGUUUCAGCAGGGGCGUAAACGAGCCAGGGCUUACAUUCGUCCCUGGGGCAUGAUGUUCUAUCAUAACCGAGAUUCAUUUCUGGAAUUGUGGGCAUUGGUUCAGCAGCAGACUAACACCCAAUGGACGGUCGAUGUCAGUGCAGUCGCUUUGCAAGAUUGGGGCAUGCAGAAUGAGGAUUUGGAAUGGAUGCCCGAGGAUCGUACAGGGAUAAACUUUGUAAUUACGAGAGACUCGUGAGAGGUUCUAACGGCGUCGAUUAAUGAUCUACAUCAAUGGGC
Molecule: messenger RNA, 948 nt
Organism: Penicillium subrubescens
Lineage: Eukaryota; Fungi; Ascomycota; Eurotiomycetes; Eurotiales; Aspergillaceae
Product: class I SAM-dependent methyltransferase
Exons: 2
Coding region: 80-907 (275 amino acids)
Source: RefSeq, a predicted model, not a curated record